Messenger RNA from Magnolia sinica, 1733 nucleotides. Its product is annotated as wee1-like protein kinase. Gene Ontology annotation, biological process: protein phosphorylation. The transcript has 10 exons. NCBI's taxonomy places the organism in Eukaryota, Viridiplantae, Streptophyta, Magnoliopsida, Magnoliales, Magnoliaceae. Bases 36 to 1529 code for a protein of 497 amino acids. The record is from RefSeq and is a predicted model, not a curated record. Gene Ontology annotation, molecular function: protein kinase activity; ATP binding.
UUCUGUCUGUCCUCCGUUCCUUCUUCCCCACUCAAAUGCAGAGAAAGAGAGGGAGAGGAAGAGCGUCAGUGGCAGUAAAGAGAAAACCCCUAAAACGGAGGGCAAAUAUGGAAAUGAAGGGUUCCCUAGCAGGCCAUCUCCUUUCAGAGCAGCUAGGGCAAGUCUCUCUCCUUCCUCUCCAAGCUUCUUCCAACCCUUCUCGCUUCCAGAAACUUCUAGAAUCCGAAGAUCUCUCCUCCGUCCAUCUCGACGACGCUAUUGGUGACGAUGGCAUCAACGGCCACGAAGAUGAAAGAGAUUUCAUCCUCAGUCAGGAUUUCUUUUGCACUCCUGAUUAUAUCACCCCAGAUGGGCAACAAAUCAAUAAUUUGGAUAAGGAAAACAUGGCCUGCCCCAAAUCACCAGAGAAGAAAAGCACUGUUAGAACCAAAAGACAGAGACAAGAGAGUUUCUUGGCCAAUUCCCUCAGCACAAAUUGGUCCCACCAUCAACAGGUAGCAGAAUUUGCAGCAGAUGCUUUUGGUUCUGAUGAUGUCAAGGCAACAGAUCCUUUGGUUACUGGAUCACAAAAGAAACAGAACUAUGUUUCACAAUCUGCAGUGGCUUUGCGCUGUCGAGUUAUGCCUCCCAUUUGCAUCAAGAACCCUUAUCUAAAUGAGACUGCAGUGAUGGAUCUGGAUAUCUUUGGCAACCGAAGAUCAAAAUCCACAGGUUUUUUCCCUUCGGUUGGUGGGGAUGGCCUUUCACGGUAUCGCACUGACUUCCAUGAGAUUGAGCAAAUUGGCUCUGGAAACUUCAGCCUUGUUUUCAAAGUUUUGAAGAGAAUUGAUGGUUGCAUGUAUGCCGUGAAACGUAGUAUAAAGCAGUUGCAUCAAGACACGGAAAGGAGGCGAGCAUUGAUGGAAGUUCAAGCUCUGGCAGCGUUAGGAUGCCAUGAAAAUAUUGUUGGAUACUACACUUCUUGGUUUGAGAAUGAGCAACUCUAUAUCCAGAUGGAGCUUUGUGAUCACAGCCUAUCCAUCAACGAAUAUUCUCAAUUAUCUGCAGAGGGGGAAGUCCUUGAUGCUAUGUAUCAGAUUGCUAAGGCGUUACAUUUCAUACAUGGAUGUGGAAUUGCUCACUUAGAUGUAAAGCCUGAUAAUAUUUAUGUCAAAGGUGGUGUUUACAAGCUUGGGGAUUUUGGUUGUGCAACACUCAUCGAUAGAAGUUUACCUAUUGAAGAAGGAGAUGCACGCUACAUGCCUCAGGAAAUCCUAAAUGAUAAGUAUGAGCAUCUUGACAAGGUCGACAUCUUCUCUUUGGGAGCUGCCAUUUAUGAGCUUGUGAAAGGGUCCUCUUUGCCCGAGUCUGGGCCUCAGUUUUUGAACCUCAGAGAGGGCAAGAUCUCACUGCUCCCUGGUCAUUCUAUGCAAUUUCAGAACUUGCUGAAGGCAAUGGUGGACCCCGACCCCAUCAGACGACCUUCGGCAAAGGAACUGGUAGAAAAUCCUAUCUUUGAGAGGGCAUGUGGAACUGCAAGAAUCAAGUAACGUCAUUCUGAUCAGAAGCUAUAGUGAAAGAGUGUGAGAUUGAAGACUGUUCAGGCCAAUUUUGGAGUCCCUCUGGUUUUGUAACAGCAGUUCAAAUUAUGCAUCUUUUGCACCACUUAGAAUAUGUGGUGCAAUUUUGUAAAAGAAACCAUUGUGAAAGCUGGCCCUUUGAAUAUAGUAAUGGCCAAAGGCUUCUUUGUGCUA